GGUCACUGUGAUUGUGUGGCAUCGAAGCAUCAGUUCAAAUGACUGAUCUACCUCUGCUGCUGCUGCUGUUGUUGUUAUCUUGUCCCGGGUUUGGCAGAAUGAGCGCUAAUCCUCCCGACUCGGCGCACAACAAAAGCGGUCCGGAUUCGCGUUCGCGUUCAUCUCGGAGGUUGGGACCCGUCGAAACCUCUAUUCUAGAAUACGUUUUGCACGUUCACGGCCGUGAUGCUACCCGACGCGCUCAGCUUAUCAGUCUAUUUGUUCAUGCUCAGUUACUUGCUCGAGGAGCCAGACCAAGUUCAGGAGGAGGAGAAACUCAGUAUCUAGCAGUCCUUGGAUCACCGUCAUUAGAUGAGGAUCCAAUACGAUUAUCGUAUACUCUUGUGCCUCGUCCUGGAGUAGAGACACUUUCCUCUGUGACUAGUCAGCUACAAUUGUCUGUCGCCGAAACCGAUUCUAAAAUAUUCGUCAAUCUAACCGAUACUACGACGGACAAGUUUGGCCAUACCGAGCUAUCCGGCCUCGAGCAUGUGCGUCUGAGUAGCGAGAUAACCUCUGGGCCUACAGACAUUCACAACGUCUAUCCACGAGUUGAAGAGCUACUCGAUGCGAUUGAGGAGAAUCUAUGGAAACCGGUACUCCCUACACCACCACUAAACCGCGUCACCGAACCCGAAAGGAAGAGGGAGAAACCAGAUUCCGCAACAUUUCCCAAUGAACCACAGCGUUUUCCUCCAGCGGCUUACGACAACAAUCGCGGACGGUCAUCAAAUUUCCCAUUUCCUGACUAUGGCAGAAGUGAUCUAGACCCCCUUGGAUCGGCAGGGACUCGAGGCGGGAUGAUCUUGGAUCCCAGGCGUCCAAUCGCUGGUCCUCCCUUCGGAUCCGGUGGCUCGUUUUUAGGUGGACCAGAUGUGUUGCCUCCAGGCUCUGUUCCUCCGGGUGCCAGAUUUGAUCCAUUCGGGCCCGGGAUUGUGCCAGACAGGCUCCGUUUCGGAAAUCCACCGCACACACGAGGGCCUGACCCAGAUCAUGCACUGCCUCCGGGGUUCGAUGACAUGUAUCUUUGAUUAUUCCGUUCCAUCACCCAAUAAAGAGCUUUCCAACUUCCCA
Molecule: messenger RNA, 1113 nt
Organism: Dicrocoelium dendriticum
Lineage: Eukaryota; Metazoa; Platyhelminthes; Trematoda; Plagiorchiida; Dicrocoeliidae
Source: the annotation of a GenBank genome assembly